Messenger RNA from Brenthis ino (lesser marbled fritillary), 1653 nucleotides. NCBI's taxonomy places the organism in Eukaryota, Metazoa, Arthropoda, Insecta, Lepidoptera, Nymphalidae. The record is from the annotation of a GenBank genome assembly.
AUGGCAUCUACGUCUAAGGAUACAAUAACAAGUGCUAAACCAGAGAAUGAACCUAAUGAUAUUGAACCAGGCGCCUGUUCGGACAGUAUUCUUAACCCUACAGAUUCUUUUGAAGAGUUUGUAUCUGAGAUGAGUUCCAGCCUCCAAGACAGAAACGCUCUUACUUCAAAAUGUAGUACAAUAAGUGAAAUACAAAGUGAAAUUGGUGAAAAUUCUAAAGAAUCGUUAAGGGAAACAAAAUCAAGUGAUAACUUACAAAACAAAGAUGAAACAAUGUCAGCUUCGCCUAGCAGUUCAAAUCUUAAUGAAGAAAAUGGAGAUGAAAUGGAUGAUAGAGAUGAUUACUUAAAAUCACCUGAAUUAGUUAAUAAAGAAAAACACGUUUUUAUUUUGAGUUCAGCUGGAAAACCUAUUUAUUCUAGAUAUGGCAAUGAAGACAAAUUAGCGGGCCUAUGUGGUGUUAUACAAGCGUUAGUGAGUGUAGUUGAAGAACAAAACCAGGAUAUAUUGAGAUCCAUUAGUACUAAAGAUUGCAAAGCAGUGUUCCUGGUUAAGGGGCCCUUAAUAUUGGUUGCUGUUUCUAAAUCAAAUGAGAGUGAAACACAACUUGUGCUACAAUUGACGUAUGCCUUCAACCAAAUAGUAUCCGUCCUAACAUUAACACAGCUAAACAGAAUAUUCGAACAACGUAGAAACUACGAUUUACGUAGACUUUUAUCUGGGGCGGAAAGAUUGAUAGAUCAUUUAUUGAUUUUUAUGGAAAAAGAUCCAGCAUUUUUGCUAGGAGCAGUCAGAUGUCUGCCUCUGCCGGAAAAGGCUAGAGAAAAUAUCACAAAUGCUAUUACGUCUACUUGUAAUAAAAUAAGGGAUCUAGUUUUCGCCAUAUUAUUAGCUGGGAAUCAACUAAUAACGUUAGUUAGAAUGAAAAAAUACACUUUACAUCCAUCGGAUAUACAUUUGCUGUUCAAUUUGGUAAGGAGUUCUGAGUCAUUUAAGACGGCAGAAAGUUGGACGCCUAUAUGUUUACCGAAGUUUGAUGCCACGGGAUUUCUACACGGCCACGUGUCAUAUAUAUCAGAGGACUGUCAAGCUUGCCUCUUAUUACUAACUGUUCAAAGGGAUGCAUUCUUUCCAUUAUCACAAGCAAAGCAUACAAUAUCAGAAAAACUAAGACGAUCGAAUUGUCUAGUUGCUAUCAAUGAUGCUUUGAAUAGAAAUAAAGAACUUCCAACUACAAACCCAUUAAAACAUAUAGCCAUACCAGAAAUAAGGCAUUUUAUGUACAAAUGCAAGUCUACGGCACAACUGUUUACUUCAGACCCAAUCAGCUUGGAUAGAUUACAGGACUAUAGACUAAAACACAUGGAUGGUGAUAUAAAAGAGAAGAAGAUAGAGAAAUUGUCAGAUAUCGAUUAUGUAAAGAAUUACAGAAAGUUUUGCAGUCAAAUUCAUUGUUUGACGAACCCGGCUAAGUUGAUAUUUAGGUCCAAUUCACAGGAUACGGUUUUGGCUUGGGUGACAAAUGGUUUUGAGCUUUACGUAACAUUUGAUCCUCUGAUGGAGAAAGACCAUGCAAUUCGAGCAGUCGAUAGAUUACUUCAUUGGAUUAAAAAGGAAGAAGAGAGGAUAUUUAUUAUGCAUGCACCGACUUUC